AUGACAACUGCACCACCGGUGCAUCACUCUGGCCCCGAUAGUGGUAUACCCGGCCAUCUCGUCAACCAUCUUCCUCGCUAUCAUCCCAUUGCCAUGAAUCCGAAUCCUCCACACCAGAUGCCACCUCCGGAGCAGAUGGUGCAGAGCCACCAUUUCCGUCAUUUUGCACCGCCCAUGCAUGAACAUCAUCCCCCGCCAGUACCACCAGUACACAGUCCAGCCUCUUUGGAACAUAUUGAAGCUCGACUCCGGCAUCUAGAGCACGAGGAAAUGGCCCGGAAUGCAACCCGUAGUCGCAUUUUGGCAAUGCGCAAGCAUGAAGACGAGGAAUUUCGAGCAAUGACGGAGCGAGCCGAGGCAGAGGAGGAGGUAAGCCAAAUUUUGACAACCCAUUUGCGAAUUGGAAUUCUAAAACAAGCUUCCCAGGACCUCCGAAGGCAACGCAAGAAAUUAAAGAGAGAGUCUAUGGGCCUGGGGCUCAACGGCGCGGGUGACUCGCCGCCUCUACGGCCUACACCACCUCGCCGACUAUCAGAGACCAGUGCAGCAACAACAUUGGCUUUCUUCAAGCAGCAGAGCCCCCCCGAGCCCCGUCAAGCACCUCUUCCACCUUCAACUCAGGCGCCACCUCCCUCAAUGCCGCCACCUCAUAUGCACGCUCAACCUCAUCAUCAAGCUCCCCCACCUCCCCCACCAUCUCAGCAUCAACACCCAAUGCUUCCCCACGACUCAAUACACAGCGGCUCCAUCCGACGGAAGCAAAAAUACACCAUCAAAAAUGUGGAGGCAUGGGGCGAACGCCACGGCCGACCAGCAGCCCAUGACCCAUCCGGGCGAGCGCUGUGGAAACGGCCCUCAGACGGAAGCCUAGUAUAUCUCACCUGCCCUAUCCACGGCUGCGGGAAGUCCGACUUCGUUACCCUGCACGGCUUCAUGUGCCAUCUCACCAAGAAGCACAAAGACCGCACUCUGGGCAGCCAGUCCCGCGCCCUCGAAGUCUGCGGUGUAGUCUACGACCCGAACUCUCCCCUCCCGCCAGUCAUGAACAACCACCGUGCCUCAACAGAAGGAAGUCCCCCGGGCUCUAUUCCGCUGGAUCACGACGGCGAUCAGCAAUAUGAGGACAUGGACUCGGAGUCCGAGGGCGAGCUCGAGCGCGAGGGUUCCUACCGUGUCAAAACCGAAGUUUUAGAUCGGUUCAUGCCCGAUGCAGAGGGCACUCCCGUCGAUUCCGCUGCGGCAACACCACCCAAGCACACAGUCAACGGAUCAACUAAGCAGUCCAUCUUGUCUAUUAUCGACCGUGCCCCGGAAACAGAACCUAGAGAGGCGCUGGCGACGCUUCCACCGUCAGAAUCUGGUAUCCAGGGUCCGUCCCCUACACCAACUGAGUCGUCCGUGCCGUCGAAGCGCAAGUACGAAUUCUCGCCGUCUGCUGCGGAAAAAGAAAAUGCGGAGCCUUAG
Penicillium egyptiacum is the source of this 1464-nucleotide messenger RNA. Lineage: Eukaryota; Fungi; Ascomycota; Eurotiomycetes; Eurotiales; Aspergillaceae. The record is from the annotation of a GenBank genome assembly.